GCUAGAAGAGGUGCCAAGCGCAAGAGGAAAAUUUUUCAAAAUGGCCAACUUUUGCGGAGCCGUGGUCGAAACGCGAGUGCUUGUCGCGGGUAUUGUUGCGUAAAAAAAUCAUUAUUCUCACCCGGAAAACGGCUCCGGACCGGGCAGAAAGUGUCGCCAAUCGAAUCGGCCACCGGAUGGACGAAUACGAGUGCGUGCGUGCGAGAAAAAUUAACCGGAAAUGUAGAGAAAAUCAACGUUUUCCUGUCCCCCGCCGUGCAGUGUGUGUAUAGCAAAAAAAAGUGAGACCAGUCGAGAGAUCAAAGGAAGCGAAAAAAAGAAGUGAGAAAGCAUAAUGUUGUCACUUGUGUGAGAAAUUAUCGUGUAUUUUACGGAUUAUUUCGUGUUUUGGAGGUAGCAGUCCAAGGUUUACGGAAUCUGCUACAGCGGCUCGUUGUUCCGCCGGACUGCCGUCCGAUUUCCGACGCGAAGCGAAGUCAUUAAAGGAUUGCAUAUCAGAAAGUGAGUCAAUCAGCGAUGUGAUGGAGUUCAGGAAAAAAAGAAAAAUAUAACCUAACAAUGUUGAACCGAUGAAACCCAGUGAAUCCAAGCUGUGUACAUUUAUUGGCGGCGGCGGUGCAGUUCAAAACUCGACGUAAAGCUAAAGCAAAGCUCUUCUCUGUCGGUGGAAACAAAAAAAAACUCGAAGAAUUUGUAGCACAACAAAAAGAAGCAACGACGAGAAGUAAUCGUGAGGCAAAACCUUGGUGAAAAAUUGCUGUUUUUACCGCUGUAUGUCGAAACCUCUGUUCGUGUGUGUCGCAGCAACAGCAGCAGCUGCUGUCUUCGUGUUUCUGUCCAGUUCAGUACGGCUCGUCUUGGUCAGUGAGGAGACAAAACAGUAAUUAGUGAAAACGAGACAUUCAUUGCUCCACAGGGUUUAAACGAAGAAGAAUACUAUUGAAUGAAGUUAUUGAAAGCAGCUUGAAUAAGCAAAAAAAGAAAUAAUAAUAAUUGCAACUCGCAACUAAUAGUGUAAAAGUUCGAUUGUGUUCGUGUUAGUGAAAGUGUUAGUACCGUUUUGAACGUCACUGCUGUUGUGGAUGUCAAAGUGUAUGAGUGUCGGUUAGUGGGAAGAGAAAAACCAUCUGAAAGAAGAAAGAAAAAAAGUAGAAACCAGAUAAUAAAGAUUGCUCUCGGGUGAGCAAGCAACGGAACAAGAAGAAAAUAAAAUUGGAAAGGUAGGAGGAAAACUCCCUCACUCCGUGUCGCCUCCGUCAAUCAUCAAUCAAUUUGUAAUUUGCCUACCGACAACGCGCUGCGAAGCGGGCCCAGGCGGGCGUACGGUGCGCGGGUAGAGCGUUUCCGCAUGCGGUGCCUCUGCUAGUGAGCAGUUAGUCUGCUACUAAGGCCACCAGCCAAUCUCUUGGACACGGACGAACGAUCGGUCCGAAUAAGCUCACCUUCUGUGCGACGGUCAAGCAACUUCAACACGAAAGGAAUACCCAAUAAUCAAGACGUCAUCACCGUCAUCGCGCUAUCACCAACAACGUUGCGUAAAUGAAGCCCAUCAGUCCAGGGCUAGACUUUUCCGUCUAGUUAGUGUGUUGCACGUAACGGUCAGCUUCCAGCGAACUGGCGCUUCCGGCAGCGAACAUCACCACCCCGGUUGUUGACCUUGCGCGGCGAAACGGCCACCAACAACGGCCAACGGUUAGGGGUCUCACCUGGGGUGCUAGGUUCGAUCUUGAGGGGCUAAUAUGGCCACACCGCCAACCGAGGGAGAAAUCAGAGUGGGUCCCGGCCAUCAGGUAAACGAUAUCUAUGCAACGUUACCAGAUUAUCAACCAAUCGAAAACUACCGCUCCGAGGACGAUGAAGAUCGCGACUUAGAGGAACCUAGAUGGACCCCCGGUAUCUACAUUGACAAUGAUCUGUUGAUGUACCUGACCGCUGCCCGUUCAAUUUCCGCAUUUCAGGGUAUGUGCGAGGAGGAUGGUUGUAUGGCAGCUAGUCGCGACGAUACUACGAUUAAUGCAUUUGAUGUUUUACACGAUUCUGGUUAUGACGCCGGAAAGGCGCUAGAGGCCCUACUGAAGUGUCCGGUAACGAAGGGAAUCGACAAGAAGUGGACUGAAGAGGAAACCAAACGUUUUAUUAAAGGUUUGCGCCAGUUUGGGAAGAACUUUUUUCGCAUUCACAAGGAUUUACUGCCACACAGAACAACGCCCGAACUAGUGGAAUUCUACUACCUUUGGAAGAAAACACCGGGCGCAAACAACAAUCGGCCGCAUCGCCGUCGAAGGGCAGGCUCGCUGCGAAGACGCAACACGCGUACCAACAGUAAUGCUAGCAGUAACAAUACCCCGCCGAAUAGUAACAGAAAAGAAGCAACUCCGGAACCGGCCGUGACCGAAUCAUCGCGGCCAUCACCUGUGUCCAAGGAGGAGAAUAGCUCCGUCACCGAGGACGAUAUAAGCGAGUGCGACAGUGAUUCAAGUGCCACCAAGGCAAUUAAGGAAAGCGCAGCGGCUGCCGUAGCAAUAGCAGCAGCAGCAGCAGCGGCGGCGGCAGCAGCAGCCGCUGGAGUAACCACGGCUUCGGCAGCAGCAGCAGUGGGAGGAGGGGGUGAAACGGGUGAGGAUUCACCGUCGAGGAUGAGAACUCGCCAGAAACCGACUGCGAAGGAGCAGCAACAACAGCAACAAGUGAACGCCAACAAUAACGCUUCCACCGGGGGAAAACGCCCCAAGCGCGGUGGAACGGAAACACCUGAAACAACGCCAGUCGAUAGUCCUAAAACACCGAGCAAAAAAGAGGAAUCCUCAGGAAAGGGUCAGAAAGGAAAAAGCAGAACGGAGACCCCGAGCAAGGGCAAGAAACGAGCCAAUGAGUUGGAUCCGGACGGAAGCGAUGAUAAAGACAGUCAAAAGCGGAAGCGAUCGGAUAGCCCAACCGAAAGCUUCACUACCGACAGUCGGCCUGGGUCAGUGUUGGAUGAAGCAGAAUCCAACAGCGAAGCUGCCACGGAAGUUAGCAUCAAUGUUAGCGCAGCUGCGGCAACGCCAACUGCACCUUCCUCUAAGGAGGAGGAAAAGGAUCCCCUUUCGCUGGGUCCGACUGCCGAACCGAUGGCAACUGAAUCUCCCGAAAGUAGUAAUCCUGCGUCAUCAAUUACCAAGACUGGGGAAGACAAGGAUGAAGAUGGUACAGUCACAGCAGUUGCAGCGGCAGUCACAGCUGCCUUACCGACUGCAGCUGAUGCGGCCAAGCUACCUGAAACAGAGGACAUCACUCCACCUUCCACAGCAACAACAACGCCGGUAGCAACGCCUGCUCCGGCAACGGUACCCACACCGGAAGAUGCAAUGGCUGCUAUUCCAAAUACUGGCAUUGAGGAACCACCAGAAAAAGCAUCCGAUUCAUCUCCUCCAGCCCAAAAUAGUUCACCUGCUGAACCAUGCCAGUUGGCUGUCGCCACUGGACUAAUUCCUACCGUGCCUGGACAAGCUCCCAAUGAACAGGAGAUGCUCUCUAAGCUUGCAAACAUGAAGCAAGAAAUAAAUGCACAAAGUGGAACUGCUUUGCCUACCGAAUUUAACACGAAAGACGUGUUUAUAAAAAAGGAACCAGGCGAAGAGCUACCGGAAACACAACAGCCAAUCAUCGAACAGCCGCAGGAUCUAAAGCUAAAGAUCGAAGUCAAAUCGGAAGCAAAACUAAUGAGGGAUCCAGAACCUACUCAUGGAGAUGCUCCCUCAGAUGGGAAAUACGAUCCGGAGAAUCUGGCGUUGAAACCAGCAUAUGAGAGUCAUAUCAAGUAUGGACCAACCGAUGAUGGGAUGAAGUAUGGAGAAUUAAAGUACAGUCAAAAUCAAUCAGCGGAAAAUGUGAUGAAGUAUGGACAAGAAGAACCAUUAGAGUACGAUAUGAAACGAUUCAUGGAACCAGGAAAGUAUCCCCCACAGGAUAGCGCAUUAUCGAUGAAGAUAGCACCACAACCGGGACAUCCGAACUCCAGUCAAGGAGGACCUCAAGAUGGUCAGUUAUCCAAAAGCUAUUCACAAGAUUUAAUGGGCUUAAACAUGAAAUAUCCCCCAGUGGAUGAACGAAAUAAGUAUGCUCAGUCUCCGGCAUCUGACAAUGGGGCACCGCAAGGUUUGCCACUGAUGCCAAAGAGUCACUAUCCGGAUCAGUUAGGCAUGUUGCGACAACAGUAUGACCCUAGCGGAAUGAUGAAAUUUGAUCAGAUGGGAAAGUACCAGGGGCCACCACCACCAUUUGGUAUGCAUGGAAAUCAACCACAUUCCCACCAAGGUUCAUCUUCGCAUGGCCAACCUUCGAGCUCUCAGCAACAGCAACCCCAGGACCUUAAGUAUCUACCACCGGAAUCGAUGUCAGGUAUGAAGAGUAGUUUUUCGGCCGACAAUCUCAUGAAGAGUUCUACAUAUUCGCCUCUUGCUGAUCAAAAUCCAUUGGACGUUUCAGCGACCUCUCGGAUGGCAGUUACACCGAAUCAAGAUAGCCAGGGAAGCAACAGUAAUAAUAGCAGCUCUCAACCGCCACUACAUGCUAGUAUAGCGUCACCACAAUCGGGACCACCACUAAGCAUGCCUCCUAGUGGCUACUCCGGUCAUCCAGGUAUUGUAAAUCCUGGUCUAAUGUCCGGCAGCCAUCCGGGACUACUGGGGUCGUCAAAUUCUCCGGUGCCGACGUCUCAACCAAACCAUCUAUCGCAAAAUUCGCAACCAGGUGGACCUCUUGGAUCACAACAGCAACCUGGAGGACCUCCACCGUCACACUCAUCCCACCCGUCAUUACAACCAGGACCGCUGCCUUCCUCAACAAUGCAGUCCCAACAGCAGCAACCACCUCACAUGUUACCAAAUAGCAGUUUACCAUCGCACGUACCGAGCAGUCCAUAUCUGUCCUCCUCUCAUCGUCAACCUCAACCUCCAUCGGAAAAUUCACGUCUUCAACCAAGCACACCUACAUCGAGUGCAGCUUCAACGCCAACUUCGUCGGCCCAAUCACAGUCUCCUGCACCGAUGCGUUCAGCAGAUCAACCACAUCCGCGAGAUAUGCCUCCGACGCGAGCAUCUCCCAUAAAUUCCUUACUACAGGGUGUCCACCCUUCACAUGGAAUGUUAUCUCAUCCUCUUCCACUUCAUCUUGGACACCCAGGAAUGCAACUGCCGCCCCAUCAUCCAGCACAUUUAACUGGACCUCUGGGUCAUGCGGGUUUGCUUCCACCGAGUUUGGGUGGUCCAACUGGUGCGCUUCCCCUUCUCGGAGGUCCAACACCGUCUGCCUUGGGUAGCCUGAUGGAAGUAGCAGGUGCCGGAAGAAGAUCACCUUCAGUAUCAUCUAACAAUCCGCCCGGUCACCAUCCGCCAACAUCGCUUCACCAGCCUAGUCCAUUGGCUCAAUCGCCCUCCACACCAACAGCCCCUUCCAGCCUCAGCCGUUCCAGUCCAAGUGUACAACAACCUGGUGGUCCUGGUUUUCCGUCCUCCCUUCAUCACCGAUCCAGUUCACCGGCAAACUCUGCAAAUUCCAGCCUUAGCCGGGCUAGUCCGAUGCAUCUAAGUCACCACCAACCCGGAUCUUCUGCGGCAGCAGCAGCCGCAGCUGCAUCAGCGGAACGUGAUCGUCAAAUUAUGCGUCAACAAUCACCGCACAUGACUCCUCCACCAUCAUCGUCGGCAUCGACAUCCUCGUUUAACUCUAGCCCAUUGAGCAAAAUGUAUAGUCAAUCCGGGCAACGAUCACCUCCUCCGAAUCAUCCCUUCCGACCGGGGGCUUCACCACCGGUUAUGCGACAUCCUCAGAUGCCACUGCCACUGCAAAUGACUGGUCCUAUUCCUGGAAUGCCUGGCUCAGUUAUGCAUCCCUCACAAGCAUAUCCUCUCGUUCAUCCUUCAUUGUAUAAUCCUCAUCACCACAAUCCAUUCUUUGCCCCGUAUCCAUACGGACCAGCGUACGGUCCUGGAUUUUCGUACAUGAAACCAGCGGGAUCUCCCUUAGACAAUCCGAUGUUGCAUGGUCACCCGACAAGCAUUCCGCCCCCACGACCGGAGGACGCUCAAAUUCAUGGCAACGCGCAUGAUAAAAACAAGGGCAAUUCAUCCAAGCCACCACAGAAUUCGUCUUCGUCGUCUUCGAUCUCCGGUUCGGGUGCGAAAACACCUGGUUCAGUCGGAGGACCGAACAAUAAUAACAGUAGCAAUAGCCAAAGUAGCAGUGGUUCCGCUGGUGGACCAUCACCUAGCAAUUCGUGUCCACCUGGUGGACCGCUUAGUGGGAGUCCAUUCCAGAAUGCUCCCCAUCAUCCAUCACCAUACCCACCAGGUCCUCACAAUCCAUUCAUUGAAAACCAACUGCAAGUCAGCGGGAAGACCAGUCACAUGGACGCACUACGAGCGCAUGCUCACGCGGCGGCUGGUGGCGUAGGUCUGGGACCACCUCCAGGACACCCAGGGCAUCAUCCAGGUCACGGACCGCCAGGGUCCGGACACCAUGGUCCUCCACAUCAUUCGCAUCCAAACGAACCGGUGCAUAUCGAGACGCUAGACAUUGACCCGGAUCCGGAACCGCCUUCCCCAGUGCACGACGUAAAUCGAGGGCCUAGCCCUGAAGCGAAACCGGACGAUACCGAGUGCCACCGUUCACAAUCUGCUAUUUUUGUUCGCCGAUGCGAUCGUGGAGAUUACAACUCAUGCUGUCGUACGGACUUGGAGUUCAAACCUACACCUGACUCGAAACUAGCUCGCAAACGGGAGGAUCGUGAUCGCAAGCUAGCUGAAAAGGAACGGGAGCGGAAGGCUCAGCAAGCUCAGCAACAGCAGCAACAAGCAGCCCAAGCUCAGCAACAGCAACACCAACAGCAGCAUCAACAACAACAAGCAGCAGUUGCUGCAGCGCAGGCAGCCCAACAGCAACAACACGGGAAACCGCCCGGUGGACCUGGUGGCAUGGGUGUUCCCCUUGGCCAUCCGUCGCAUCCCUCAUCGCAGCAACCGCAGAUGAAACCAGAUAUUAAACCAUACCCAGAUACGCCCGCUUUGCGCCAGCUAUCGGAAUAUGCCAGGCCACACGUCGGUUUCAGUCCGGUGGAAACGAUGGUACCAUCACCAUAUCAUCCACUUUACAAUAGAGAAAGGGACAUCUUUUUUAGGGAGUUUGACGAUCUCAAGAAUCAGCAAGGCAUGGGUCCAUCUCGAUUGGAACCUCACUGGAUGGAGUACUAUAGGAUGAGGGGCAUGCACCCGUCACAGUUUCCAGCAUUGUACGGAAAUCCAGCCGCCCUGGCACAGCUGGAGCGCGAACGAAUAGGCUUGCCGCCAAUUCCUAUUGGGCUAGAUCCGGCCGAUCCAAUGUUGCGAUUGGCUGGUGAAUACCACGCUCACUCCCAUACGCAUUUGCAUUUGCACUCGCAACAGCAGCAAGACACGGCGGCGGCAGCGGCAGCGGCCGGUUUCCAACUACCACCAAACGUACCUCCGUAUCCGCGGCCGAAUAUCCUGAUGCCGAGAGAUCCCCACUCGGAAGUCCUUUUGCGCAUGUCCUAUGAUCCGCUACAGGCCGCUGAGUUCCAGCGUCAAAGUGCAUUAGACCGUGCCCACUCGCUGCAUGAGCAGUACCUUAGACAACACGAGAGAGAAAUGAAAGUAAGAGCCCUGGAAGAAGCGGCACGUGGCGGUAAACAUUGAGAAUCCCGUUUGUGUGAAACACAGUAGCAAGUGAACAUAGUGAGAAAAAGUGAGAGAGAGAGAGAGACAGGUAGAGCUAGUAAGAAAUUGGAUAUUAUUGUUGUAUAUGUGUGUGCGUUUGUCAGAUAGAACAAUAUGCGUGCGUGUUCUUGUAAAUAUUUUGAACAAAUACCAGUUAGGGGUUGGAAGCUUAGUGCGUGACGAUAAACGCAAAUCAGCAGCAGGGAAUUAUGACCGUGUGCGACGACAGCUGUUAUCUUAUGUUUGGUUUUAUUUAUUUCGUAAUGUUUGAAAAGUUACUAAUGAGCAUAUAUUGUCUCCAAAUAUUUGCUUGGAAGACCUGAUUAAAUUUUUUUAAUUUAUUUUUUUUUCCAAUAAUACAAAGUUAAUUUAUGAAAUCUUUUUUGGGCAUUCGUUCUGGUUUACUCUAUUGAGAGGAUACUCCGGUAUUAUGUUCAAUCAAUGGAGGAACCUAUGUUAGGCAUGUUGUGCACGUUGAGUAACAUUGUCCUCCAGGUCCAAUGUAAUCCGGCUGUAAUGUUUCAGUAUGACAGUACAACUAAUCAUAUUUCGAUUUGAUACAUAAGUGCAAAAAAAAAAUCGUUUGAACUGGGUCUACCGCACACAAAAAGAACGGUGAAUCUAAAUCAAAGAAUAAUUAUGACAACUUUACUGUAGAAAAUUACCAUUGAAUAAUACAAACUAAACAAAAACACAUGUUUAAAACCAUUUACGUGAGAAGCUAAAUAGUAAGCAAACAAAAAAUCAUUUAUAUAAUUGUAUAAAAAGUGGUAGCUAGUAAGUAGAUUCGUAUAUAUAUAUAUUUUAUAUUUAUAAAGCCGACUUUAACAAACAAGUCUUUCUCCACGAGACCGGCUGCCAGGGUCGGGAUUGAUUCGCUCUCGGCUUUCGGUGUAGUAUGGUUUUGACCGUCGUUUCGUGUACUGCCAUUUUCGCGCAGCUUUCGCGGAAACCACCCUAACUGGCGGCUGCACAUACUAUUAAAGGGAAAAAAGUAUAAUCUAGAGUUUUGCUUCUAAAUUUAAGAGACAAAUUUCGAAACUUCUGAAUGUCUAUAUUCGUACGUCGAAGCCACUAAAUAAGCGAUUGUGUACAGUAGGAUGAAUUUUAGUUUAUUUCAGUUGUUUAGUUUUUGGAUCUGUGAGCAGGACAGGAUAAAUCAAAUGAGAUUUGUGAGUAAGCUUUCUGGUCACCUUCCGGAGCUUUCUAGUGAAUUCCGAGUAUUUCAAACAUUAUGAAAGGUGCAGAAUGGGCGGAACCAGAACUACCACGGUACUUAUUAAAUCUUCUUCACCACUUUUAAAUAUAAUCGGAUGCAUUUUUUAUAAGUCACGCGGAACUGACGUAUUUCGAGAGUACCUCUUAGUCCUUUUUUUUCGUUUUCCUGCUAUAUUAGAUUGUUUCUAGCCAGCUUAGUAGAAUUCCACAGUUUCAUUUUUUUAAUAAUUAGUGCUAUUUAGAAAUCAACUAGUAACGCAACGUUGCCUGAACUCUGUUUGUUUGAGUUCAAAUUAUGAAUUUUCCAUCUAAUCGGAUGAAAUCUAAUUAAAGUGAAGCGCAACUGUAAAACAUUAAAAUAGAGCAAGGGUAAAAGCUUUCGACGACAAGGCCAAUCCCAUUCGACAGAGUCAGAUUAUAAGGGUACAUUUUUGAAUGACAAAUGUGCGUUUAUUGAACAUAAUGAUGUUCCGACAAAUUCUUUUGUGUACAAGAGAAAGAUUGCGAGAAAGAAAAAAGCAAAAAGAAUAACAAUAUAAAUAACGGUGGUAUAUUAUUGAUGACUAAGUAACGGAUAAAACAAUUAUAUAGUGAAUAGAGAAGGGCAAACAGAAUAAUUGAUCUUAUAUUAAAGCAAACAUAUUUAAUUAUUGAAUAGUAAUUAUAUUGAUAAAACUAUAUUACUGGAAAACACAAUUCAAGUGGAAAUAUAAAAAUAGUGAUGAUAAAAAUAUACGAGUAAACGAAAUAAUAAA
Molecule: messenger RNA, 9685 nt
Organism: Wyeomyia smithii (pitcher-plant mosquito)
Lineage: Eukaryota; Metazoa; Arthropoda; Insecta; Diptera; Culicidae
Gene: Gug
Product: arginine-glutamic acid dipeptide repeats protein
Exons: 17
Coding region: 1740-7691 (1983 amino acids)
Cellular component (GO): nucleus
Molecular function (GO): transcription corepressor activity
Source: RefSeq, a predicted model, not a curated record